AUGUUUAUAAAAGGAAAACCCAUUCGAUUUGGUUUCAAAUACUGGGAUUUAUGUUCGUCUGAUGGCUAUUUGUAUUCGUUCAUUCCGUACAGCGGUGCAAAUGAGAAUCGAGAACCCGAAUACAAAAACUGCGGCUUAGGUGAAAUGGUCGUACUAAAGUUUUUGAAACAACUUGACAAUCCACGUGAACAUAGUGUUGCGUUUGACAAUUUCUUCACUUCUCAUAAAUUGAUAAGUCACCUCACCUCUUUGGGAUAUUAUGCUACCGGAACUAUUCGUGACAAUCGUACGAAUAAAGCGAAACUUACUGACGUCUCGUCGUCUAAGAAGAAAGAACGCGGUUGGUUAGAUUACACAUUUGAUCGAAACAAUAAUGUGCUGAUAGCCCGAUGGAACGACAAUUCUGUUGUGACCAUUGCAUCAAAUCAUGAGACAAUUGAACCACUGCAUCGUGUGAAGCGAUGGAAAGGCGGCAAGAAAUAUUAUGUUGAUAUGCCACACAUCGUGCGAGCAUACAAUAAUCGAAUGGGUGGUGUUGAUCUCUUCGAUAAUGCCAUGAACAAUUAUCGAAUUCGCGUUCGAGGAAAAAAGUGGUAUUGGCCACUGAUAACAAAUGGAUUUGAUGCUGCAAUGGUGAACGCUUGGAAAAUUCAUUGUGCUCUCGUCAAAUAUGAAAAGGGAAUGUCACGUACCACCGAAAGAUGUAUUGUUCAGAAAAUAGAAUUAUUGGAUCAAUUACAGUUCCGUAUUUACGUUGCAGAAUCUUUGCUUCGAAUGGCAAUACCGUCGAUGUCGUCUUCGGAGACGUUGAUUCCACAGUCAACAGCUGUUCGAAAAUCCAAAGACGCCGCUCUGGAGAGUUUUCGUAAAGACAAAGUUGGGCAUGGCAUUAACAAAUUAGAGAAACCUCGUCGUUGUCAAAAUUGUCACAAACAUUCGUCAUAUAAAUGCACAAAAUGCGAUAUACCUCUACAUGUUUUGUGCUUCAAUCAAUUCCAUGAAAUAUAA
This is a messenger RNA of Bactrocera dorsalis (oriental fruit fly), 1008 nucleotides long. RefSeq names its product piggyBac transposable element-derived protein 3-like. The coding region runs from base 1 to 1008 and encodes 335 amino acids. NCBI's taxonomy places the organism in Eukaryota, Metazoa, Arthropoda, Insecta, Diptera, Tephritidae. The record is from RefSeq and is a predicted model, not a curated record. The transcript has a single exon.